GAAAUUUUUUGAAAAGAAGCCCUUUUAAAUAUGGAAAUUGAAAGUCCACUUCAAGUAACCUGCAAAUUUAUCUCAUUUGAUGCUGUCUUUGCCUUGCCCCCUUCAGCAAUCUUCCUGUAUGUUCUUUGGUGUGCAGAAAUUGACUUUUCAGUUCUCUACUGGAGCAGCGUGAUGACGAUGGACGAAUCCAUUUUAUUUGUAAAUAAGCCUUUUGUAGGAGAUUUUCGGUGCCAAAGCUUCGGCAUGGCGCUUGAAAUUCUGGACCCGGUGCAAUUUACUGUUUCAAGACGUCUACAUUCUUUAAGACAUCAAGAUUGUCCAUGCAGUAACUUAUUCCCUCGCUCUCAUUGUACCUGGAAUUUGGUAUCAAAGUCGGUUCAGUUCGUCAUUUCUGGAGAAAUUGAUCGUCCAGUUCUUUCCUGAAGAUGGAUGUGACAAUGUGCAGAGCCAGCUCUCUGAUUGUAAGAACUGUGUUGAAAAUUUUCAGGUUCCAAAGCUGCACCAUGCCGUCUGAAAUUAUGGAUCAGACUUGCAAUAUGCCCCAACAUAAUUUCUCGAAGGCUUCGUUUUCCUUACGUGGUACUCACAGCAUCCAGAUUUGUCUUUGAGUUCAGAACUCUUCAAGUUUAUGAUGCCCGCUCACGCGUCACUC
This is a messenger RNA of Populus euphratica (Euphrates poplar), 652 nucleotides long. RefSeq lists its product as uncharacterized. The transcript is spliced from 3 exons. Bases 31 to 423 code for a protein of 130 amino acids. NCBI's taxonomy places the organism in Eukaryota, Viridiplantae, Streptophyta, Magnoliopsida, Malpighiales, Salicaceae. The record is from RefSeq and is a predicted model, not a curated record.